Molecule: messenger RNA, 924 nt
Organism: Laccaria bicolor S238N-H82
Lineage: Eukaryota; Fungi; Basidiomycota; Agaricomycetes; Agaricales; Hydnangiaceae
Exons: 5
Coding region: 1-924 (307 amino acids)
Biological process (GO): peptidyl-serine phosphorylation; peptidyl-threonine phosphorylation
Cellular component (GO): cytoplasm
Molecular function (GO): ATP binding; protein tyrosine kinase activity; protein serine/threonine kinase activity
Source: RefSeq, a predicted model, not a curated record
AUGUUCAAAUAUGUCUGCAACUGCGCUCCCAAGGCGAAGCUCGUCCGCAAGCUUGGGUAUGGUCUCCGAUCAUCCGUAUGGCUCGUCUGGGACGGAGAAGAUCACCUUGCCGUCAAGAUUUACACUAUCGCUGCCUCAGAACAUGCGAAGACCGUGGGACUCCCCAUUCUCAAGGUCGUCCACGACCUUGAUAUGACUUUGAAUCUUCCAGCGUAUCAUGGCAAGUUCUUGGAGAAAACUACCGCUAGAUCGCAUCUCUGUGUUGUUUCGAAUCCGAUGAGCACUACUGUCCGAGCACUCCAGCAUGACGCGAAUUACGACUUGGAGUGUCUGCCUGUUCAUAUCGUUCAGCGCAUCGUUCGAACUGUCGCUGAUGACCUGAGGGGCUUGCAUAGUGUUGGUAUCGUGCACGGAGCCAUCAAACCCGAAAAUAUUUACUUCUGGACACUGACUCCAACUGAAUAUCUUCUACUCAUUUUCGACUCGGAACCAGCACCGGCCAUUAGGAAAAUAGAAAAAUACUUGACUGUAAUAUCUCAGCCCCUUUUCCAUAGGUACAAGCGGACAGCCCAACAAUCGAAUUAUGAACCGGAGAAAGAAGGCGAUUACUCUCUCGCGCCUGAAACGCUCUUGCAAACUGCAUCCUGCUCGCCUCAAACCGACAUCUGGAUGCCGGGAUAUAUGGCAAAACAAUUGCACCUUAGCGGCGUUCUUGGGGAAUCAAUCGACUCCAUCCCGCCUUCAUGGCUCAGCGACGCAAAAAUGAAGGACUACCACGCCGUCACUUCCGGGAUAUCCUAUGAUUCGACCGUAGAGGCAAGUCGGAUGUCUUGCGCAAUGACGAUGUGGUUGGUGCAGCAGCGUUCGUCAAAGCCUGUCUUCGCAUGGACACGGAAAAGCGGGUUCAGCAACGGAGGCGUCUAA